GCACUUGCUAAGAAUGCAGUUUACACAGAGACACACACACACACACACGCAAGCUCUCUGGUGGUAAAGGACCUCUCCCACAGCAACAAGGAACAGAGCGUUUCAAGCCCAAUCCCUGCGGAAAAUCGCACCUCCUCCAUAUUUGCCUUCAUUUACACAGGAAGGAACUACAGCAAGCUCAACUGUGCAAAUAGGAUGAGGGGUAUAUUCUCAGUGACGAUCAUACUGCUUGUGGCUUUCACCAUUGCCGUGGAAGCCGUAAAGAAGAAAGAGAAAGGGAAGGAGGUGAAAGCAGAGAGCGACUGCUCUGAGUGGCAAUACGGGAGAUGUGUUCCCAGCAGCGGUGACUGCGGCGUGGGUGUUCGUGAGGCCACCUGCAACGAGCAGACAAAGAGACACCAGUGUAAAGUGCCAUGUAACUGGAAGAAGGACUUUGGAGCUGAUUGCAAGUACAAGUUUGGCCGCUGGGGAGAGUGUGAGGCAGGCACUCGAAGCAGGUCUGGAGUACUGAGGAAAUCGCUGUUCAAUGCUGACUGCCAGCAGACCAUUAAGGUGAACAAGCCUUGCAAUCCAAAAACGCCCAAACCCAAGGGCGGGGAGAAGAAGGCAAAGAAAGGGAAGGAAAAUUAAGCAAUCCAGUGCGUCACCCUGUCCUCAACCUUUAAAUGGAACGGCGCUUAAUCUGCAAUGAGGGGGAAAAAUAAUUGUAACCCUAUCUAUAUUUGAUUCUGUCUUUUGUUGGUACAAUUGUGAUCGUUUCCUUUUGUCAUAUUUUUAAAUAAUUUCCGUAGGAAGCUGAUAAUUGUAAUCUACUUUACAUUUAUAAAUAGUGAAACACGGCAAACCGUUAUUUACUAAAGAUGCAUGUCUGUGUGGACAUUUUUUUUUUUUUUUUGCCCCUUGAAAAUUUGAUCUAAAUAUUGCAACAGUAGAGAUAUGAUUUAACACACAGUGAUCAACUGGAUCCAUAUUUGUACGUGUCAAAUAAAAUAAAACCCUCGAAUUGUUAGUAGACUUGCAAUGGUAUAGGAGCUGCGUAUCUAUGCUUGUAAACGUUUCUAAAUUUGUAAUCGAUGUACAAUCAACAUCACUAACGGAUACUUCUUCAGGUCUGUGAAUAAAUAAGAAAAGUUGUUUUUUUUUUC
This is a messenger RNA of Ictalurus punctatus (channel catfish), 1145 nucleotides long. RefSeq names its product midkine b (gene mdkb). The coding region runs from base 196 to 630 and encodes 144 amino acids. Lineage: Eukaryota; Metazoa; Chordata; Actinopteri; Siluriformes; Ictaluridae. Gene Ontology annotation, molecular function: growth factor activity. The transcript has 5 exons. The record is from RefSeq and is a predicted model, not a curated record.